Molecule: messenger RNA, 1587 nt
Organism: Colletotrichum aenigma
Lineage: Eukaryota; Fungi; Ascomycota; Sordariomycetes; Glomerellales; Glomerellaceae
Exons: 3
Coding region: 1-1587 (528 amino acids)
Source: RefSeq, a predicted model, not a curated record
AUGGAAGAGGUCUGGCCUCAAUAUCUCACCCUUCAAGAGGCUUGUGGCAUACUUGACCAGUUUCACGGGCCGGUCUGGAUGCUGGAUAAGCAGGUUCUUUGGACAGGUUUAGGUCAAAAGUACACCCUGGUUGAUUCUUACGCGCGAGAACACGGAAUGCAGACUUUGCGAAUUGCUAUGGGACCUUUGAUGGAUCCGCAAAAUCCUGCCUGUCUCAAAAGUCAGAAGUCAACCAAAGAAUGGGGGAGAUACAUCAGGGGCGCCUCACUCAUCUUCUCGUGGCGUAUAUCACAAGGAGAUGUCGCUACUGUACUGACGCAGCCCCCGCCAACCCGCUUCAAUCCACAUGGACGAACAGCCUACCAGGAAAUUGAGGAGCCCGUUCUCAAGGGCAUUUUUGGAAAUCGACCUAUUGAUCGAAUCCUGGCAGUACAUCCAACAAUCGAGAUCGCUCAAACGUUUCCACCGUAUGAGAUAUUUCCACAAGAUCAACAGGACACCUGGAAGGAUGUUUUCGGGGGUGUCAAAUGCUCCAAGCAUACCUGGAGGGAUGUUGAUAGGAACAUACCUUUACCAAAGUGGGCUAUCACGUCAGCGGCCUAUGGGUUUCUCGGCAACGAAAAUCCUAAGUCUCGCUCUGUCGAAAUAUUUCUCUGCGGGUUUUUGAUUUGCGCUGGCAUAUCCUCCCAGUUGUUUUUGGUCAUCCUGGUAAUCUUCUCCCUUCUGGUGGUUCAAGGCACGGUUGGAAUUCCUUCGAUCUCCACGCAUUUUACUGAAAUCGAAUCCGAGUGUUGUGAUCUCAGACUGGCGAUUCCAUCUACCGAAACAAUCAUCACCAAGGACUUCGACAAAAAGCUCAAAGCUUUGAAGACCAAUAAGAAUAGGUUGGAGGCUCCGGUUUCUCUAGGAGCGGUUUCUCCGAAGGCAGCAGCGGAAGCGGAUCCACCCAAGUUCUCCGACAGGGAAGAAGUAGCAAAGCUGGUCAAUCCUGCGAAGGUACCCAAGACGAAGGAUACUGUCAAGCAAGCUUUAUCAUCUCCGACGGCUCUGGAGGCUCAAUCAUCACUGGUCAAACCCAUUACGCCCCCAUCGAAUCAAUCUAGUGCCCAAAGAAAGGAAGAUGUUAAACCGACUUUAACGAAAUUGUCCAAGGCCAAAGCAGCAGGAGCCACCGAGGUAAUACCCGAAUCGUCAACACAAGGACUGAACGUCCCAACCCCUAAUGAGCCCGGAGCUGAGCCCCACAAGAAGAAGAAGAAGACAAAGAAGAAUAUGGACGGUGGAGAGGACCUGGUUGCAAAAGGGAAACCGAAGAAGUCGCACAAGAAAACGGAAAAGGAGAGUGUCGACUGUAAGGGGAAAGCUAAGUCUCAAGCUCUCCCAGACACCAAUCUGUCUACUGUUACAGAAAAUCCGGUGGCUGAAGGAACCAAGAAGAUCAAGAAGAAGAAUAAGGUAACGCCUACAAAGGUGAAGGGCAUAGCCUUAACAACGAAAAUAUCUUCCAAGGGGAAAGAGGCGGAGAAGAGAAAUGAAAGUGAAAACCAGCCGGGAAAAUCAACCAGACCUCGUACUUCAGCGAAAUGA